AUGGUGAAGAAUUUACUUGUAUUCGGUGCUCACGGUAAAGUUGGUCAGCAAUUGGUUCGCCAAAUUGCAAAUUACAAAUCGCAAUAUCAAGUGACUGCAGUUGUUAGAAAUACAGAACAAGCUACCAUCCUUGCAGCAAUCGAUAACUCCUUAAAAACUAAACAAUUGACAGUUGAUACUGCUAGUGUUCAAGAAUUGGCUGAUACUAUUAAAGGACACCAUGCUGUUGUCUUCGCUGCUGGUUCUGCUGGGAAGGAUUUGUUGAAGGUCGAUUUGGAUGGUGCUGUUAAGACAUUUGAAGCUAGUGUUUUAGCUCAAGUCAAAAGAUAUAUUCUUGUAAGUGCAAUUCAUGCUGACAUUCGUGAAUCAUUCCAAGAAUCACAAUUAAGAGAUUACUUAAUUGCUAAGCAUUAUGCUGAUAGAAUUUUGGUUAAUGAGUUUAAAGAUAAAUUGGAUUUCACUAUUUUGAAACCAACUUACUUAUCCGAUGAAGAAGCUUCUGGCAAGAUCAGGAUUAUAAAUUCAGCCGACGAUUUUGGAUCCACAGUUUCCAGAGCUAAUGUAGCAAAAGUAAUUUUAGAAAUCGUUGACAGUAAGAAUACUUUUGGUAGGAGUUAUGACUUUGAAGAUGGUGAUUCAGAAAUUAGCAACCCUGCUACUUUCAAUUGA
Messenger RNA from Hyphopichia burtonii NRRL Y-1933, 669 nucleotides. RefSeq lists its product as uncharacterized. The transcript has a single exon. The record is from RefSeq and is a predicted model, not a curated record. The coding region runs from base 1 to 669 and encodes 222 amino acids. Lineage: Eukaryota; Fungi; Ascomycota; Pichiomycetes; Serinales; Debaryomycetaceae.